Messenger RNA from Strongylocentrotus purpuratus (purple sea urchin), 2727 nucleotides. RefSeq lists its product as uncharacterized. The transcript is spliced from 20 exons. The record is from RefSeq and is a predicted model, not a curated record. Lineage: Eukaryota; Metazoa; Echinodermata; Echinoidea; Camarodonta; Strongylocentrotidae. Bases 134 to 2491 code for a protein of 785 amino acids. Gene Ontology annotation, molecular function: protein binding.
CGCCAUCAGCGACCAAUGUCAUACAUGUUGCUAAGAAACACAAAUUUUCAAAGGAAAAGAUUGAGUCACUGAGAAAGAAAGAAGUCGGAUUUUAUUGUUUUGAGCAUGGAGGAAAAUACAAUCAGUUGAUAAGAUGGCUAUGGAAAAACAGAGUGUCUUGAAAGAGACACACCACAGAUCAGUGACAGCUCUAGGAUACCACCCGUUACGGCGUGAAAUAGUUGCAGGAUUUGAAGAUGGCUUUGUUAAGAUGUGGGAGGUGGAAGGCUACAAGCUCUCUGUCUCUACUCAUGAACACCAGGGUUGGGUCACUGAUUUCCUCUACUGGCCUGAAGCCAAGGUGAUGUUCUCGUCUUCCAACGACGGGACGAUCAUUGCUUGGUCAACAGCAGCAGCAGUACACGAUCACAUCUCAUUUGGUUCCCCUGUAUACAGCAUGGCCUUAAAUGUGAGGAGGCAUCAGCUUGUAUGUGGCUUCAAUGCUUGUAUACGGGUCUUCAGCUUGGAUGAAAACCGAGAGAGUGGUCACCUGAUAGAUCUCAAGUAUUCCUACAACUCAAAGGAGCACACAGACAUUGUCAAGUGCAUUGUGUGUCUGGAAUCAAGAGUUUACUCUGCAGGGUUUGAUCAAAAGCUGAUUAUCUAUGACUCCUCUUCCUACCCUGGCAAUAGAGGGCUCAAUCCAGUGUUUUGCAAUCCCAAGGCCCAUGAAGCAGGUAUUUCAUGCCUAGUGCUUAUCAGAGACUCAGAAAACAACACAUGGCUUGUGACCGGGUCGUUUGACAAGGUCGUCAAGAUCUGGUCCCAAGAUGGCAAGCUAACCCACAGAUUGGACGGCUUCCUAGGUACCAUCAAUGACCUGUGCUACGUACCGAAGAACAAGACUCUGUGGAUCUCGUCAGGGACAUCACCAGUAGCGGCUCUGUAUGACCCCAAGUGUGGAGAAAAUGUUUCUGAGUUCAUUGGUACAUUCCAAGAUGAAGAGAAUGAGAAAUAUCAUCUCCAGCACAUGAAGUAUAUCCCAGAGCUAAACCAAGCUGUCGCUAGCAGCAGCAGAAGACACAUCUUGAUGUGGAAGUACAACCCUCAGGGCUGCAUCACAACUCUCAAGUGUAAACAUGCCGUAGAAUGUCUCACCUACACCAAAAAGGAUCCAAUUCUUUUCUUUGAUGGUGGGAGUGAUGGUCAAGCCAACAACUGGGAAAGAUUACAAACUAAUCACUUUAUGUAUAGCCAGGAGACCUUCCUCCUCACAGAAGCCAAAACCAAGCUUGCCCAGCUGAAGAACGAGAAGCGUGAGGAACGUCGCCCUCUUGUGAGCGCGUUCGUACGCAGCCUUCACAAUCCCUCGCCGGGCAGCUACUCCCAGAAUAAGCCCAGCAGUCAAUGUUCCGCUUCAACGUAUAAACACAGCAACUCAGCACUACUCAAAUCACUCUUUGUGGAGUCACUCGACUUACUACUGCUUGGGUCGGAAGAUGGUAACAUCUACAUCUGGGGUUUUGACGAUGCAGCAGUCAACGCACUGCGAGACAUGAAACCUUCGAGCAACGACGAUCUCCUCAAGAAAUACCGUAUCCUCCUCGCAAACAACUCAACUGAAUCAGGAUCAGACAACUCAUCAGAAUUUGAGGAGACUAUAUCACUGGAAAACCCAGAGAUUGAUUCGGUAACGAACCGUGUAGCAGGCUUCGUGUGUAAGAACGUUCUGUCAGGCCACAGUAGCUGUGUAACAAGUAUGUUUCUGGUAGGCAGGCAACACGGCUAUGGGACUACAUACUUGGUAAGCUCUGGCUGGGACAGAAGAAUAUGCAUCUGGGACUUAGAGAGUGGAAGCUUGGUGGAUAGAUUCAGAAAUGUCUCUGAGGAUGGGAUGAACAUUGAGGAGCUGGCUUGUGAUGGUAUCGUCACUGACAUGGACUACAGUCUCUCCAGGAAUGAGUUUGCAUGUGCUUCCGGAGACAAGAUGGUCUACAUCAGGCAUUUCAGUCAGGUCGGAUCUGAGAUGACCUUGAGAAACACUCUACAAGGUCAUGAGGGGGAGGUCACUCAGGUCACGUGGUGUGACUUUGACGACAACUGGAUCACGUCAUCAGAAGACGGCACCAUCAGACUCUGGAGCGGCGAUGGAAUGACUUGUGAGCAGGUGAUCAACACCCAUGGCCCUGUCUCAGCUAUCUGCCUGGAUAGUGUAUCAAAGUGCAUCGUAGCAGGGGUGCAUAAUGUUAUCAAGGUUUAUAAUCCAAGCAAGAACAAGCUCCUUCAGACCAACUUUGGGCACACAGACUCAAUCCGUUCCAUCAUCCAUGUACAUGAGAGAAACCAGUACAUAUCGGGAUCCUGGGACGGAACACUGAGAGUAUGGAAUGCAUACCGGGUAGCUACCCGGAAAAAGAAGGCUGCCCGUAUGGAGGAGAAGAGGGAAAGCAUCUCAAGCUUCAAGAACAAGAAUCAGCCAAACUAUCUGAUAGAAGAUGAACAGGAAGUGUAGCAUCUUUCAUCUGCAUUAGAUCGAUACUGAUAGAAGGAAAGACUCUAAAGACAAUGAGAAGGAAAAAAGUGAGAGCAUGGGAGACAAAAACAAUGUUUAAAAAAGAGAUGAACAUGUAAACAUUGUAAAGGAGAAGAAAUCAUCUCUUUUGAGCUAUAAGGGCAUAAAGCCCGUCUGCACUAGUUUGACCAGGGGGAUUAGACCUCCCUACAAGGCCAUUGACGGGUGGUUAUCUC